AUGGACUCCUUCAAUCUAGACAAACUCAAACAAUACAUCCCCAAAGAGCUGCCCAGCGUCCAGCUCCCCUCCUGGCCCCUCACACCCUCUCGCAGCGCCCAAAACGAAGACGACGCCGACAUCCCAACACUCCAAGACGAAGAGCUGAACGACAAUGGAGCCGCCCUGUCCUUUGCCGAGCCCAAAGCCAUUCCUCCAGGCCCAAAAAGCAACCUGGACCUCAUCAACGAAUGCGACAACUUCCCUUACUACAAUGUAAAUCGCCAGCUCUACCUCGCCCACGUCAACACCUACUACGCUCUGUCCGUGCACUCCCACCCCGACACAGAACUCGGCUACGUCCUGCCCUCCGUAGCGCAGAUAUUCCGUGGCUUACCUGAUUGGAAGGUCGACGACGAUGAACGAAGACUCACGCUAUUGACAGGCGAGUCAGAAGAGGAGCGCACAAGAGUUGUCGCGGCGACUACACAAGCAAUGAAGGCUACGGGUCACUUCGCCGUGCUGAAGGGCUGGAGGAAUGAAUUAUACCCCGUUUACGGGCCGAACAGGGAGCUGCUGUUCAGUAUCGAGCGAUCCGCGAGCGCGCUGUUCGGCAUCGUGACAUAUGGGGUUCAUUUGACGGCGUACACGAAGAGGAAGCAGGACGGCGAGGGACAGGACGAAACGGAGGGGAUGCGGAUAUGGGUGCCGAGAAGAGCGGCGACGAAGUCAACGUAUGGUGGAAUGCUGGACAAUACGGUUGCAGGAGGCAUGGCUACCGGCGAGACGCCCUUCGAGUGUCUUGUACGGGAAGCCGACGAGGAGGCGAGUCUGCCGGAAGCGGUGGUGCGCAAAGGUGUCAAGGCUGUCGGCACCGUCACGUACUUCCACAUCCGCGACCAUCGAGCAGGAGGCGAGACGAAGCUGUUGCAGCCCGAGUGCCAGUACGUGUACGAUUUGGAGCUGGCCGAGGACGUUGUGCCGAAGCCCGGGGAUGACGAGGUGGAGGCUUUCGAGCUCAAGACGUUGGAGGAGGUCAAGCAGGCGCUCAGGGAUGGCGAGUUCAAGCCGAACUGUGCGCUCGUCUUGCUCGACUUCUUCAUACGCCAUGGCUUUUUGACCGAAGACGAUACUGGGUUUAUUGAGAUUGUCGCCCGGCUGCACAGACGGCUGGACUUUCCCACGAGGUAG
Messenger RNA from Neohortaea acidophila, 1170 nucleotides. RefSeq names its product NUDIX hydrolase domain-like protein. The transcript has a single exon. Bases 1 to 1170 code for a protein of 389 amino acids. Gene Ontology annotation, molecular function: 8-oxo-dGDP phosphatase activity. NCBI's taxonomy places the organism in Eukaryota, Fungi, Ascomycota, Dothideomycetes, Mycosphaerellales, Teratosphaeriaceae. The record is from RefSeq and is a predicted model, not a curated record.